AUAAAUGCAUAUCAAAAAGUUUAAUGUUUUGCUAUUGAUGUAACAUGUUUAAGUCUACGUUUCGAAUUAAACGUUUGUUGAUGAGGUUUUUCUAUUAGAGCUCUCUUGCCACUAAAGUAACCAAUAUGUUUUAUACUUCGGCAAAGAAACGAAAGUAGAUCUAGUUCUUCUUCCUUAGGCUACUUCCCGGCAGCAGUUGCGGUGAAUGGUAUACGAGACAGUGAAUUCAUGCAACGUUUUCUCCAUGCUGUUCUCUCACGCUCAAUACGUUCCACUUGCGUAAUGCCAAAGGAAACAAGUUGGUACUAUGCAGUUAAAAGAGGCAGGAAACCUGGUGUCUAUCACUCUUGGCCAGAAUGCCAUGAACAAGUGAAAGGAUUUUCAAAUCCUGUGUUCAAGAAAUUUUCCUCGUCUGAAGAUGCUUUAGAAUUUGUUCAUAAUUCCAAGGGUUUUACUCCAUGUACUUCUUCUGGACCGCCUGUCACCGUUGGGCAGCUAAGGCCUGCAAUUUCAACAACAAUGACCCGUCAAGAUAGCUCAUCUUCCCAAGAUCAGGACCUCCAAGAGAUCAAAAGAACCUUACAAAUAGUCCAAGGCAAACUUGAGUCUGUUGUUUCUGAACUGGCUCAGCUUUCAUCAACCGUGAACCAAAUCGAGUCUGUCGUAUUUCAUGCUCCUGGCUCAAAACGAGCAUUUCAUACCAGUGCUUCUAGUAAUAUGGGACAACAGCAAAAGCGGCCUAAGUUUGAUACCAGUGAAGAGAAUUUUACAGGUAAACCGUUCCCAGAUGCAGAUGCUACACAUGUGUACACAGAUGGUGGUUGCUUUCACAAUGGUCAAAAUGGAGCCAAAGCUGGGAUUGGUGUUUUCUGGAAGACUGGAGAUCCUGACAAUAUCAGUGAAAGGCUGACUGGAAGACCAACAAACAAUAGAGCAGAAAUUCAUGCAGCAAUCCGAGCUGUUCAGUCUGCUAAGAAAAAAGGCAUUGAGAACUUGAUCCUUCAUACAGACAGUCAAUUUCUCAUAAACGGUAUCACAAAAUGGAUUAAAGGCUGGAAGAAAAAUGGAUGGGCCCUGACUACUGGGAAGCCAGUUAUUAACAGAGAAGACUUUGAAGAACUUGAUGAAGAAUUGAAAGGAAUAAAUGUGAAGUGGAUGUAUGUCAAAGGUCACAGUGGACACCCGGGCAAUGAAGCAGUUGAUGCACUUGCAAAAAAGGGUGUCAGAAAGCCGUUACCAGACGCUGACAGUCAGCAAGAUACCAUUAUGUGAUCCUCCUGUUCUUUCAUUGAUAUGUUGUUUUAUUUUAUUAUGUCAAUAAAAUGUUGUGUUGAAGUUCUAUUGAAAAA
Messenger RNA from Aplysia californica (California sea hare), 1349 nucleotides. RefSeq names its product ribonuclease H1. The coding region runs from base 229 to 1272 and encodes 347 amino acids. NCBI's taxonomy places the organism in Eukaryota, Metazoa, Mollusca, Gastropoda, Aplysiida, Aplysiidae. The record is from RefSeq and is a predicted model, not a curated record. Gene Ontology annotation, molecular function: magnesium ion binding; RNA-DNA hybrid ribonuclease activity; nucleic acid binding. Gene Ontology annotation, biological process: DNA replication, removal of RNA primer. The transcript is spliced from 9 exons.